Echinops telfairi (small Madagascar hedgehog) is the source of this 952-nucleotide messenger RNA. RefSeq names its product lipocalin 15 (gene LCN15). The record is from RefSeq and is a predicted model, not a curated record. NCBI's taxonomy places the organism in Eukaryota, Metazoa, Chordata, Mammalia, Afrosoricida, Tenrecidae. Gene Ontology annotation, molecular function: small molecule binding. The transcript has 9 exons. Bases 1 to 777 code for a protein of 258 amino acids.
AUGCUAGCCCCGAGGGCUGUCCAGGCCAUGGUGCUGCUGCCGCCAAGCCAGUCCCUGAGGUGCACGGAGGUGUCCAGGUCCGAGUCCCCGCGGGCCAUGCGGUCACUGCUCCUGCGGGCCCUGCUGGACCCCGAUGACAGGGCAGCACUGGCCUGCUGUGCCACUCACUGGCUUAUAAAGCCCGUGUUUGGCCGGGCUGAGGACAGUAUGGGGAUGAAGUCCACCCUGGUCCUGCUGGUCCCCAUCCUAGCUCUCCUCUGGGUGCCUGCCGCCGCCUGGGCUGAGGUCCUGGUGCACCCGGACUUCGAUGCCCAGAAGUUCUCAGGCCUGUGGUAUGUGGUGGCCAUGGCGUCGGACUGCAAGGUCUUCCUGGGCAAGAAGGACCACCUGCUGAUGUCCACCCGGACCGUGGAGCCCACCCAGGAUGGCGGCCUUCAUGUCCACAUGGAGUUCCCUCAGGCCGACGGCUGCCGGCAGAAGGAUGCUGAGUACCUGCUCGCAGGCUCCAGUGGACAUUUCAGAGUCCCUGCCCUGGGCUACCUGGAUGUGCGUGUGGCAGACACAGACUACAGCUCCUUUGCGGUGGUCUACAUCUACAAGGAGCUGGAGGGGGCCCUCAGCACCAUGGUGCAGCUGUACAGCCGGACCCAGGACCCGAGCCCCGCGGCCAGGAGGGCCUUCCAGGACUUCUACCCGACGGUGGGGCUCCCGGAGGACAUGGUCAUCAUGCUGCCCACGUCAGAUGCCUGCUCCCCAGGGGGCAAGGAGGCACCCUGACCUUGCAGACGGCACCUCGAUCUCCCAGGUUCUGUUGAAGCAGCUGGCCAGUCACCGUGGAGAAUGAACAAGCCCCCCGCCCCUCCCUUUCCCAGGACAAGAGAGCCACACUCCACAGCGCCAGACCAGGGGCGUCCCAUUCCCCCCAGCCCCACGAAGACGGCUCCUGGGCAGC